Naegleria fowleri is the source of this 744-nucleotide messenger RNA. RefSeq lists its product as uncharacterized. The coding region runs from base 1 to 744 and encodes 247 amino acids. The transcript is spliced from 3 exons. Lineage: Eukaryota; Heterolobosea; Eutetramitea; Acrasida; Naegleriidae. The record is from RefSeq and is a predicted model, not a curated record.
AUGACCAAUGGAUCUGUGAGUGUUCAUGAAAACAAUGUCAAGAACCAUUUAAGAUUUAGUGCUCUCACUGGUGAAGUUUUGGGUAAGGAAGUCAUUCACAAGGAAGACGUUUCUAAAAUUUUGGAAAAGCAAGACAAGAACGAUCCAGAUAGUGAAUUACUUCAAAAGUUGAAGGCAAAUAUUAGAAAAGCCGAGGCCAUGGAUGCUGUUGAUGUUCUUGGAUUACAAGGAGAAAGAGAUUGCAUUUUCCUUGAUUUACCAUUCUAUAGAACUGGUAAAGUACAAAAGAAACCUCUUGGCCAGGAAGAUAUUGAUAUGAUUAAGGAUUUAAUUAACCAACAAAAACCAAAGCAUGUCUUUAUUGCUGCUGAUCUUUCAGAUCCAAAUGGUACUCACCGUGUUGUGUACAGAGCGAUCAAGUUUGCUUUAGAACAAAUGGGAGACCAAGUCCAAGAUGUUACUUGUUGGUUGUACAGAGGAGCAUGGCAAGAAUGGGAUGUUGACGAAGCUACCUAUUUUAUUCCAUUCACUAAAUAUCAAAUGGAUUUGAAGAUUGAUGCCAUUUUCAAACAUCAGUCUCAAAAAGAUAGAGCGUUAUUCCCUGGUGAUGAUGCUCGAGAGUUUUGGCAGAGAGCUAAAGACAGAAAUACUGAAACAGCUCGAGAAUUAGGCUCAUUAGGUCUGCCCAAGUUCUUUGGAGUUGAAGCUUUUGUAACUGUGAAACCAGACUCCAUUCCAGAGUAA